GAAGUCUGAGGCCAGUCCCAAACUUGCCUUUGACAGGGGAUUCUUGAGGCUGACAAAGUCUCUGUGCCUCCCUCGAUUGAUCGCACUCACCUUGCUCUGCUCUGUCCGGUCCGUCAGGAUGAAAGGGUCACUUAGGAUCACGGCACUCAUCGCCUGGAUUUGCAUCUCAUGUGCAGGUUCAAUGCAUAUGCUGACCCUUAGGAUUGGUGAAGACGCCACUCUUCCAUGCCAUCAAGCUGGCUCUGCUGUGGAGUGGAAAGCCGACACCUCAGGCACGCGAGGAAUGGAGCUUUUUUCCUCCCUCAAAGGCGAGACAAAGACCUUAAACAGUAACUACAGUACGCGCAUCAGUCUAAGCUCGGACGGCUCUCUAGUCCUGUCGUCACUCAAGUGGUUUGAUCAAGGUCUCUAUCAGUGUUCGACCACUUCGGGAAGUCAGACGCCUACCAGGAUCAUUUACCUCCACACUUACCAGCCUCCCACCAAACCAGAGAUUACAAUGAUUCGAAAUCAUGUGAAAGUGGACGAUCCAGCUGAGAUGAUAUGCACUUCAGAAGAUGGCUACCCUGCAGGAAAUUUAACUUGGUACAAGAACGGGAGAAUCCUGAAAGGAACAGAAGAAGAUGUCAGCAUCAAGAACUUCAUCAUACUGGAUCAGAAGACACAGCUGUCGUCAAUGAAAUCAGUGUUGUCCUACACUCCGAGGGAGGUGGAAGAGGAGCUUAGCUUCAAAUGCCACAUUAGCUAUGACAUCACCGACCCAAUCAGCAUUCAGGAAUCAGAUAAACGCACCCUGGAGCUCAUCCAUCCUUUGAAACAUAUCACCCUGCUGUUAAACUCUGGUUUUGACGAUAUCAGGGAAGGGGACAAGGUGACUCUGAAGUGUAAGACUGAUGCUAGACCACUGCCAAGCUUUGUGUGGACUAAAGACGCGGUGUACCUCGACGUCAAGAAUGAGACAAUAGUCUUCCCUUCUAUAACAAAAAGGGAUGCUGGCGAUUAUAAGUGCGUGGCUACAGAUGAGGAGUUCACUGAACUCAGUGGCUCAAUUUUAUUCACAGUAGGAGACAAAAGACAGGAAACAAGAAUCAUUAAAAUUGCAAAUCUUGACUCUUACGAAGAGAUCCAGCCAGAAUCCUCUGUAAGCAGCUCACUUAAUCGCUCUGGAAUGAUCAUUGGAGUUCUGGGGGCACUAAUCUUAGUAGCCUUCAUCCUGGCAGCUGUCUACUGGUUGUGCUACCAUCAGAAAAAAUCUCAAGGCUCAAAAGAAGAAAAUGUAGUUUUAAACGGUGUUGAGGCGGGUAAUGCAGACUUUGCAGAGGAUAAAAAUUGCACCACGGACUACCUUGGUGAGAAAUGACUAAAACUCAAGAAUUAGUCAUUUUGCAGAUUUUUUUUUUCCCUUCACCAGCACUUACUACCAGCAACCACCUUCAGUUUGUUUUUCAUUAUUGAUCACAUAGAACAUGAUUUUGUUUGUGGCACAAUCUGGAUGGUCUCGAGUACGUUCCAACAUGAUGGUGGUCAACUUUUUCUUGCAUUCAUCCUAUAAACACUGAACAACAGGAUAACAGGCACUGAAGCAAAAGGAUUAUUAUCUUCCAUUGCUAUUCUACAUUUCAUAUUAUUUGUGUGAUGUUAAAUGUGAAUAUAUUAUAAAAUGAAAAAUUUUGGUCAAUGAUUUAAGCACAGCAGUAGGUCACUUUUCACGUCUACCUUGGUGUUUACAGUGAGGUCUGAGCUACAGCAAGUCUUCCAUGUGAAAUAAAGAUGGAAUGGCGCACUCACUAAACUGAAGUGCAAGACACCCAGCCACAGAAAUCCUGCUUGGGUGGGGUUCACAAUUAUGUUCUGGUUCACCUACCAUUACCAAGCAGCAUUAUUUGUAGUAACCCUUCCGUUACAGAGAUUUAGCAGUAAUAAAUAAAAACUGUUAAAUGCAAGAAACUUAAGCAACAUUGAAAGAAACCAUAUAAAACAAGAAGCUUUAGAAAACAUGAAAAAAAAAUGUAUAACUUUGAUUUUGGGGUCACUCAUUUCAGUAAUUUCACAAAAACCUUAUGCUGCGUGAAGUUCUGUUUUCAUAUUUUCAGGAUAAACCUCUCUAACGAAACUGAACACUGAUGAAGUCGCAGUAUAUGGCGCUGUUCCUUUACUGCUGUAUGUUACACGUCAUUGACAGAAACUGUAUUGACAAGUUUAGUUAAUGAGCCUCAUUAAUAUUCAUUAUAUUUUAUAUACUACAAAGAAUGUUUGUAAGGAAAACAAAAAAAUGAAAUAUUUACAGUUUAUCUGAGCCUCAGAGUCUUCUUUCUUUCACAAGAAAUUUCAGAUGUGAUUUCUGCCUCUCCUCAGCAAACAUUUUGCACAUUUAUACACAAAUGCUGUUACCAAAACACAGUUAAGAGAUGUUAGAAGCAGAUUAGUUGAAUAACAGACAUAUACAAGUACUUUUGCCAGGAUGUUAAGUUAUACGCACAGUCAAGAACACAGACCUUACAUUAACAGUAAUACAUUUUUUGUAGUUGACAUGUCAUGUUCAAAUCAAUACAGACCUCAAUAGCUAGGUCAAACAAACAUUUAUUUAUUCUUAUUUUUACAUUAAUCAUCAUAUUAAUAAAUUACAAAUUUCUUAGCCCUUU
Molecule: messenger RNA, 2642 nt
Organism: Erpetoichthys calabaricus (reedfish)
Lineage: Eukaryota; Metazoa; Chordata; Cladistia; Polypteriformes; Polypteridae
Product: advanced glycosylation end product-specific receptor-like
Exons: 13
Coding region: 119-1360 (413 amino acids)
Cellular component (GO): plasma membrane
Source: RefSeq, a predicted model, not a curated record